Messenger RNA from Monoraphidium neglectum, 474 nucleotides. RefSeq names its product DNA-directed RNA polymerase II subunit RPB7. NCBI's taxonomy places the organism in Eukaryota, Viridiplantae, Chlorophyta, Chlorophyceae, Sphaeropleales, Selenastraceae. The coding region runs from base 1 to 474 and encodes 157 amino acids. The record is from RefSeq and is a predicted model, not a curated record. Gene Ontology annotation, biological process: positive regulation of nuclear-transcribed mRNA poly(A) tail shortening; DNA-templated transcription; transcription initiation at RNA polymerase II promoter. The transcript is spliced from 5 exons. Gene Ontology annotation, cellular component: RNA polymerase II, core complex; P-body. Gene Ontology annotation, molecular function: single-stranded DNA binding; single-stranded RNA binding; translation initiation factor binding.
AUGUUUUUCCACAUAGCUAUCGAGCAGAAUGUAGAUCUAGAGCCGCAGUACUUCGGGCCAUCGCUACGAAAAACCAUUGGGCAAAAAAUCACGGAAAAGGUGGAGGGCACCUGCAGCGGUAAUUACGGCUACAUAGUGUGUGUGACCGCGAUCACCGAGAUCAGCAAAGGCAAGAUCAGAUCCGACGGCAGCGGCCUGGCGACGUUCAAGGUCAAGUUCGGGUGCGUGACGUUCCGGCCCUUCAAGGGAGAGGUGCUGGACUGCAUUGUCACAAGCGUCAACAAGAUGGGCUUCUUUGCGGAGGCAGGGCCGCUGCAAAUAUUCGUCUCGAGCCAUCUCAUCCCUGAGGACUACGAAUACAGCAGCGCCAACGACGCCGCCUAUGUGAGCCGCCAGGACGGCGUGCGCAUAGAGGAGCGGGCGGAGUUCUGCAUCGGGACCAUCAACGAGGAUUUCCUCGGCGUCAUCACCUGA